AUGCGCACGUCUCGGGUGUCGCGAGAGACUGCGCAAAUCGUCAAUGCCUUAUCAUCAGAGCGCAGGAGGUCUACGCGGCAGUCACUGCAGGCAUUCGCGGACGACAGGGCUGGUGCAGAAGGCCAGGAGGUUGAAGAGAAGGUAGCUCCAGAUGCUGUUAUACGACAGGAUGAUGAUGACAGUUCAUCGCUGAGCUCGUUGGGCUCACUUGGGAAGCGCAAACGCGAGGAUGAUACAAGUACGCCGCGGAAGGCCGCAGUCCUCGAGGCCACGACCGUCCGUCGCGCUCCUCGCAAAGCGCUUAAGACAGAAGAUGCAGAAUACAAUCAGGACAACACAGCCUUCCCUCGCAAGCCUCGACGACAGCCUGCGCAGCAUAUCAAGGGUCCAAAUGGUGCUGUGACGGUUGAGCCCCCACCGAACUGGGCAGAGGUCUACAACAUUACAGCCGCUAUGCGUAAGCGCAUCAUCGCCCCAGUGGACACCAUGGGCUGCGAGAGCCUUGCUGAAGAGCAUCGCUCUCCUCGCGACCAACGUCUCCAGACACUCGUUAGCUUGAUGCUCAGUUCGCAGACCAAAGACACCGUCACAGCAGCCGCCAUGAAGAACUUGCAAGAGAACAUGCCAGGCGGCUUCACCCUCGAAUCCCUUAUCGCCGUGGAGCCAGCAGUUUUGAACGAAUUGAUAGGCAAAGUAGGCUUCCACAACAACAAGACAAAGUACCUCAAAGCCACUGCCACCAUCCUCCGCUACAAGCACAACGACGACAUCCCCUCCACCAUCGAGGGCCUAGUAUCUCUCCCUGGCGUCGGUCCGAAGAUGGCUUACCUCUGCAUGAGCGCUGCCUGGGGCCGGACUGAAGGUAUUGGUGUGGAUGUGCAUGUUCAUCGGAUCACGAAUUUGUGGGGUUGGCACAAGACUGCUACACCGGAGCAGACGAGAGCAGAACUGGAGGCGUGGCUGCCGAGGGAGAAGUGGCAUGAGAUCAAUCACUUGUUGGUUGGGUUGGGCCAGACGGUGUGUCUGCCGGUCGGCAGGAGGUGUGGCGACUGUGAUCUGGCGGAGAAGGGGCUCUGUCCGGGGGCGGAGGUGAGGAAGGGGUCGCCGAGGAAGAAGGUGAAGCGAGAGCUUGAGGUGAAGGUCGAAGAUGGAGAAGUGGCUACGAAGAGUGAGGAAGUGAAAGUGGAAGCAGACGAUGUCGCUGUCAAGGUGGAGGCGGAGUCGGGAGACCUGGGACACGUGGAGGUGCAAGCUGCGGCAGGCGCGACAGCUGAUAUUGAGGAUGCUGUCAAGUAG
This is a messenger RNA of Saxophila tyrrhenica, 1296 nucleotides long. Its product is annotated as alpha,alpha-trehalase nth1. Gene Ontology annotation, biological process: nucleotide-excision repair; base-excision repair; base-excision repair, AP site formation. Gene Ontology annotation, molecular function: DNA-(apurinic or apyrimidinic site) endonuclease activity; oxidized pyrimidine nucleobase lesion DNA N-glycosylase activity; DNA binding. The record is from RefSeq and is a predicted model, not a curated record. Gene Ontology annotation, cellular component: nucleus. NCBI's taxonomy places the organism in Eukaryota, Fungi, Ascomycota, Dothideomycetes, Mycosphaerellales, Extremaceae. Bases 1 to 1296 code for a protein of 431 amino acids. The transcript has a single exon.